Phragmites australis (common reed) is the source of this 2446-nucleotide messenger RNA. Its product is annotated as crossover junction endonuclease EME1. Lineage: Eukaryota; Viridiplantae; Streptophyta; Magnoliopsida; Poales; Poaceae. Gene Ontology annotation, biological process: DNA repair. Gene Ontology annotation, cellular component: nucleus; Holliday junction resolvase complex. Bases 103 to 1980 code for a protein of 625 amino acids. The transcript is spliced from 14 exons. Gene Ontology annotation, molecular function: nuclease activity; DNA binding. The record is from RefSeq and is a predicted model, not a curated record.
CCGCCAAACCGCUUAAAAUCCAAAAUCAAAAUCCCCCAUCUCGGCGGCGAUCCCGCAAAUCGAGCAAACCCCAGCGCCUAACCCAAGCCCACAUCGAAGACGAUGGCGUCCUCCGGGGUCCCCGUCGUCGACAUCCUCGAUGACGACGACGACGACGUCGCCGCGGUCGCAUCCCCUCCCUCCUCCCGCAAGCGCUCCCUCCCCGUCACCACCUCCUCCUCCCCGGACUUCCUCGACGCCUUCUCGCCGUCCCCUCCCCUCCAGAAGCGGCUGCUGCUCGCGGCAUCCGCCAUCGUCCUCGACGACACCCCAUCCCCGCCGAAGCGGCGGCCCUCGUCGGCUCCCGAACCGCCUGUUCUCGUGGUGGACGACGACACGGACCCCUCGCCCGCCCCGUGUUCGCUCGUCCCCGGCGACUAUGUUGAUGAGACUCCCGAUUCUGUCCUCCCAUGCUCCGCCCGCUUUCGUUCUGAUUUCUCCGAGACGCCGGGGUCGGCUGAACCCUGCUCUAUCGACCUCGACAUUGUUGUUGUUGAGACCCCGGGCUUCACUUCCCCGCGCUCGAUUGGGCCACCUGCUGCGCAUGGCUCGUCGUCUGCUGCCCCGGCGCAGAAAUUGUCCGGAGUUUCUUCUCUGAUAUCUCUGGACAGUGAUGAUGAGUCGGAUGACACCAUACACACGGAGUCUUUGACCAAGUUGCCAAGCAAUACAACAGGCACAACCAGCUAUGGUCAACCCCUUUAUGCUGAUUUGCCUCGUGAAGAUUCUACUCUGCCUGGUGCUGAUGUUUGUACUGAGACGUGCAGUCCUUGGGAAGUGAAGAAACGGCAGAAGGAAGAGGAAAAGGAAAAACAACAGGAAGAGAAGAGACUAAAGAAGGAAAUGAAAGCCAAACUAAUUGAAGAAAGAAAGCAAAAACAACAGGAAGAGAAGAGAUUAAAGAAGGAAAUGAAAGCCAAACUGAUUGAAGAAAGAAAGCAAAAUCAACAGGAAAAUAAAAUGCAGAAGGAAGCUAUGAAAGCUCAACUUGCAGAGGAGAAGAAGAAGGAGAAAGAAGUUAUGAAGUGGGAAUCAGGAAAAUUUGCUUUAAAAUGUAUUACAGCUGAGAUUGACUCAAGUAUUGUUGAGAGUGGCUCAGUCGGAGGUCAGCUUCUUUCAAGUUUUGCAGAAAAAGACCUUUCUUAUCGAGUUACUGCUAAUUCAACCAGGGGAUCGAUUUUGUGGAAGAUGAAAGUCCCCGAUGAUAUUGCUCAGAAUCAAGCUGCAGUCUCAGAAGAAGUGCCAUACAUUGUAAUUUUUCUUCAAGCUGAGGAAUUCUGUGAUCUUGUAAGCAGCGAAUUGCUCUUCAAUCACAUCCAAAAAGUCCGUAAUGACUAUCCGAAAUUCACUAUUUGCUACGUCACGAACAAAUUGAUGAGCUACAUCAAUAAACGUGAGCAAAGUCAAUACAAGAACCAAUCAAGCUUUAGUACUUGGAGACGUCCACCGGUGGAAAAGGUUUUAUGCAAACUGGCAACACACUAUGUUAAUGUUCACUCAAGGCAAUGCAUAGAUGAAGCUGAAGUAGCAGAGCAUCUUGUUGGCUUGACGGCGAAUCUUGCAAAAUGCAAAUUUAGGAAACCAUUGACAUGGUUAUCUGUGCAUGCUAACGGUGCGAUUAUCCCUAAAGGUUUCAUUGAUAAGGGUCUUGCUAAGAAGGACACCUGGUUAAAAGCUUUAAUAGCGAUUCCCGGCAUCCAGCCGAGAUAUGCUCUUGCAAUCUGGAAGGAGUACCGCUCUAUGAGAUCCCUUCUGAAUGUAUACAUGGAUCCCAGUAAAACUGUUCUUGAGAAGGAACUUUUGCUUAGCGACUUGAAGUGGGAAGAUCGCCUGGGUAAUGAAGGCAAAAGGUUGGGACAAAAAUGUUCUAGGAGAGUCUACAGAAUCCUCAUGGCACAAAAUGGAGAGUUGGACACAGAUUCUCCCGAAGCUGGUGCUUAGUGCUUAUUUAUCUGGACCUUAGCCAUCAAUGUUUGCAUGUCCUCUCGAUGUGUUGUACGUAUAAUCCUUUUGACCUCAUUAGGCUGUUAUGUGAGUAUUCACUAAUUCACUAUCAGGAAGAAGAUUCACGUUAGCUCAUGUGAUCUCUAAUGCCGAAAGCAUUACCUGCUAUGUUACACAAUGGCACAUGUUGUAUAUUUUGUGUAGCUGUGAAAAGUGAAGCAGUUGAUCUUAUGCUGAACAGAUGAGAUGUCCUGCUAGGAAACUGGAGGAUAGGCCGUAUGUAUCCUAUUCGGUGGGCUUACAGAACUUUAAGCUAUGUGGACAGUAGGGAACCCCAACAAACUUGCAAUUUUUGAAAGUCUAAGAUACUCCAGAUCAGAAAGGCACAAGUUAAAUGCUUGGUACUGAAACCUGAGUUUUCAUAUUAUAUGUGGUCUCCAGCGGGCGUCCUGCAUUUAUCCGU